AUGAACAUCGCGUUGAAGCAAAUUCGGCGACAACACGAAGACCUGAAGAGCGAAAACGUCGUCGAUUUGAGUAAGUUGUUAGCAAAUGUAGGGAAAUUUCAGGAGUUGUAUGAAAAAACCGUGGAAGCGAGUCGAGAGGAGUUGGACGGAAAAGUUCGCGAGUUUCGCCAAAAAGAGGAAGAAAGUCGGAAGCGAGUUGAAGAAGCCGAAACUCGGGUGAAGCAACAUGAAGAACAACAAGAACAAUUUUUGAAGAGAGUGAUGGAGUUGGAGGCGGAACUUGAAGAAAUUGAACAUUUGAAGAUUCAGCACGGUCACGAGAAAGAAGAAAUUUUGAAGAAGCUCGACGCCAGCGAAGCGAAGGUUCUACUUCUUGAAGACAACUUGAAAGAUGUGAACGUACUGACGGAGUUGCAAAUGAACGAGAAGGUCCAAGAAGUGGAAGCCCGGUGGAGGCAGAAAUUAGAAAACAAAGAAAAAGAAUCAGAAGCUAUUUUAAAGGAGUGCCAAGAAAUCAGCGAAUACAACAUCAUCCAGUGCGAAAUCGAGAAAAACCAAGCGAUGACGAAGCUAGAAGAAACGGAAAAAUGUCUCCAAGACGCCGUCGCCAAAAUCGAGAAACUGGAACAAGAAAUCGGUACCUUGAAGGCCGAAAAACACGCGUACGAGUUGUCGAUUACGACGUGCAAAGUCACGAUCGAAGUUCUCAAAAAACGCUUGAUUAGUUCAGAUCGGGACGUCGAACAACUGAAAGAGGAACUCGAGAAAAGCGAACAAAAGAACUUGAAUUACGAACGCAGAUGUACCGAAUUGAGUUCUCAGUUGAUGGAAACUGAAACCGCUAACGAAGAACUCGAAAUGCAAUACGAAUCCACGUCGAAGCUCAUCCACAAAGAAGUCAAAAUCGUCGAAAAUGAGCUUCUGCGGAAGGUGGAACUGCUGAAAGAACAGGUGCAGAAGCUGUCGAAAGACAAAGAAUUGCUGAGUGAAGUUUUACAACAACACUAUGAGCAGCAAGUUCUCAUCAAUGAAGCACAAGCAACCAUCGCUCAGUCCGCGUCGUUUAUAGAAUCCCAGGAGAAGAAACAAGUGGAGUUGGAAACCGAGCGUAAACUCUAUCAAGUGAAAGCCGACGAAGAAGCAGAAGAAGCGGCCGAAAUCCGGAAGAAAUACAUCGAGAAGAGCGGGAAGUACGACGAGUUGGCGCAGCAGUUCGAGCAAAUACUUCAAGAAUUGGAUCAAGCAAGAGCAAAAAUUGCUGAGUUGGAGAAGUUGAUUGGUCCGUAUCAGGAGCAGCUGGAGGCUUAUCAGCACGAGUUGAAACUGCUCACUGACGAGAAGUCCACUAUCGAGAAUGAAGCCAAAGAGCUCGGGUUGAAGUAUGCCCAGAUAUUGGGGCACCAGAACCACCAACAGAAGAUCAAACACGUGAAGGAUCUGAAAGUGAAGUCGUCGGAGUUGUUUCAGAAGAAUUUGGAUUUGGGGUCGAAAAAUUACAAGUUGAAUAAAAUGGUGGAGAAGCUGAUGGAGGAAGUGGAUGAUUUGAGGAAGCCUGGAAAAAGAAUGAGUCUGAGAGGAGAGGAUAAGGAAAAUAUGGGAAGUCCGAAGUUAGUGAAGGGAAUCCAAAGCCCCGGUCCGCUUAAAGAUAAGAAUUAGUUUAAUUAAUUUAUUUAUUUACAUUAUUUUGUUUUUAUUUAUUUGAUUUUUAUUGUGUUCGAUGAAGAAAAGGCUGAUUAGUGUUAAAUGGUAGGUUUUUAUAAUUUACUUUAUUAGCUUAUUUUAUCCGAUUCAUAGAAUCAAACCAAACAUGUAAUAAAAAAUUUAGUACAAAAUACACUCCACUAUU
Zophobas morio is the source of this 1846-nucleotide messenger RNA. RefSeq names its product hyaluronan-mediated motility receptor-like. The record is from RefSeq and is a predicted model, not a curated record. Bases 1 to 1656 code for a protein of 551 amino acids. Lineage: Eukaryota; Metazoa; Arthropoda; Insecta; Coleoptera; Tenebrionidae. The transcript has a single exon. Gene Ontology annotation, molecular function: hyaluronic acid binding.